Molecule: messenger RNA, 1211 nt
Organism: Caenorhabditis angaria
Lineage: Eukaryota; Metazoa; Nematoda; Chromadorea; Rhabditida; Rhabditidae
Source: the annotation of a GenBank genome assembly
AUGUCUAUUCUCUAUGAAUUCUCAUUUAUUUUAUCAGUUAUCGGUCUCUUUUUGACCCUUAUUUUGAAUCCCGUUGUAAUUUAUAUAACCUUGUUCAAAAUUCAAAAAAUUCUUGGAAUUUAUCGAAAUUUGAUUGUUAUUGCCGCUUUACUUGGACUAUGUUUUUCGAUUUUGGAUAUUUUGGUUCAUCCAUUUUUUCAUUCAUAUAAUGAAGUAUUUUUCUAUUUUACAUUUCAAGAUGUUUUUGGAGAUUUUUGGAUGUUAGCUUCACUUUUGCUGUAUGCGUUUCUCCACUCUUCGCUUAUAAGUUUUAUCGCAGUUCAGUUUAUAUAUCGAUAUUUUGUCGUGACGAAGUAAGUUUCAAAAAAUAAUCAUAGCUUACAACUUGUGCUUUGGAGUUUAUCUAGUUUGGUAAAAAAAAAACUUUCAAUAUUUUAGCAAUCCGAGAGCAUCGCAAUUUCAAGGUUGCAAAUUGAUUCUCUGGGUUUCUUAUGCUUUCUCAUUUGGCCUCAUUUACACAAGCGCAAUUUUUAUGUUAUGUCCAUCUUCAAGUCAGGAAAAAGAACAACUUAGAGAAACUUUCAUUGAAACUUAUAAUGUACUGAUUGAAAAGACGCAUGGAUUCGUAUUCGUCGGAAAUGUAACAAAACAGAAUUCUGGAAUUUCUUAAUGACACAAAAAGUUUUUUAUAGAGUGGUAUGGCUGGAAGUGGAAGUUUACUAGGUGUUGUGGUUUUUCAAUUCUCUGUUAUGGUUUUUUGCGGUAUUCGAAUGAAUCGAGAAUUGGAGAAGAAUCAGAAUCACAUGUCAAACUCUUAUAAAAAUUUACAAAAACAAUUUUUGAAAGUUUUAGUGUUCCAGGUAUUUUUUCUUCAAAAUUGUUCAUUCAGUUUUAAUUUUUUUGUAGAUCAGUGGACCGUGUAUUCUGUUUUAUCUCCCAUUGGUCCCAAUAUUUUUUGCUCCGUUGUUCAAAUUGAAAUUUUCGUUCGAAAGCGGUGUACUUAUUUCAACAUUCAGUUUAUUUCCUCCAAUUGAUAGUAUGAUAUUAAUGUCUGUAGUUACAGAAUAUCGAAAAAGUUUCAAAAGUAAGCUGAAUUUUGAUGCUGUCUCCAAAUUUUUAAUACCAUAUUCAAAGUUUCAGAUUUAUUAAAGAAGAACAAAAUAAGUGGUAUAAUUGUUUCUCCCGGUCAAACAAUUCAAUAUGUUCAUUAG